Messenger RNA from Phytophthora nicotianae INRA-310, 417 nucleotides. RefSeq lists its product as hypothetical. The record is from RefSeq and is a predicted model, not a curated record. Bases 1 to 237 code for a protein of 78 amino acids. The transcript has a single exon. NCBI's taxonomy places the organism in Eukaryota, Oomycota, Peronosporomycetes, Peronosporales, Peronosporaceae.
AUGGAGAAAGGGACAGAGGAGCAAAAGGAACAAGCGACUCAUGCACUCAAGCAUCUCGUCUUGAAGAAAGACGUGGCUGCCAACUCCGACAGAUUCACGAGUCCAUUGGUUGGGUAUUUACGCGCGUGGAUCAAUUCUGAGAACGCGAAUGUGGCUGCGGCUAUCAACACGCUGGAAACUAUGCGUAAAGGAUUCGUCCCGCUUUUCCACCGUCUAGCGAAGGCGACUGAAGCGUAGUCUCAGUCUGAGUCAACACUACCUAUAGAUCCAGCGCUGGAUCCUGCUGAUGCGAAUGCAGAAAGCAGCACGCACGCCUCGCCUAACGCUUGGUUAUCUGCCAAGAUUAUGCGAACUGUCUCCAUAAAAUAUCAAUAAAAUGUAAUUAUCUUGAGACUUCAAGUGUGAAGGCGAACAAAC